CAUCUCCACCCCCCACAUUCUCCUCGCAGGAAGCGCAGCCGUGCCUACAAGGGUUCUUAAAGCAGAGAUGAAUAAUACUGCAGCUAGUCCAAUGUCUACUGCAACUUCAAGUAGUGGAAGGAAUACAGGGAAGUCUAUAAGCUUUGCAACAGAAUUACAGAGUAUGAUGUAUUCUUUAGGUGAUGCUAGAAGGCCUCUUCAUGAAACAGCAGUUUUGGUAGAAGAUGUGGUACACACUCAGUUAAUUAAUCUGUUACAGCAAGCUGCUGAAGUUUCUCAACUGCGGGGAGCAAGGGUAAUCACUCCUGAAGAUCUUCUGUUUUUGAUGCGCAAAGAUAAGAAAAAACUUAGAAGAUUGCUAAAAUACAUGUUUAUCCGAGACUACAAAUCAAAGAUUGUCAAAGGCAUCGAUGAAGAUGAUCUUCUCGAAGACAAAUUGAGUGGCAGCAAUAAUACGAACAAAAGACAAAAAAUUGCUCAGGACUUCCUCAACUCUAUUGACCAGACAGGAGAACUUUUAGCAAUGUUUGAAGAUGACGAAGUUGAUGAAGUUAAACAAGAAAGAAUGGAGAGAGCAGAAAGACAAACUCGAAUUAUGGAUUCAGCUCAAUAUGCAGAAUUCUGUGAAAGUCGACAACUAAGUUUCUCCAAAAAAGCUUCCAAAUUUCGAGACUGGUUGGACUGCAGCAGUAUGGAGAUAAAACCCAAUGUUGUCGCAAUGGAAAUCUUAGCAUAUUUAGCGUAUGAAACUGUGGCACAGUUAGUGGAUCUGGCUCUGCUUGUGAGGCAAGACAUGGUAACUAAGGCAGGGGACCCCUUCAGUCAUGCCAUUUCUGCAACCUUCAUUCAGUAUCACAACUCUGCUGAGAGCACUGCAGCCUGUGGUGUUGAGGCUCACAGCGAUGCCAUCCAGCCCUGCCACAUCAGAGAGGCCAUUCGACGCUACAGCCACAAGAUUGGCCCGCUUUCCCCAUUCACAAAUGCCUACCGCAGGAGUGGGAUGGCUUUUCUAGCCUGCUGAUGUGACAACUGUGAUGUGCCCGCAACAACAGGAAAGGCAGUGUUAUAUUAAGGUGAUUUCUUGUGAAAAAAUAAAAUGCAAAUUUACCUUUCUUUUAUCUGAGGGAGUGGGCUGGUUUGUUGUGACUACCAACUUGCUGACUCCUGCUCUUUUCCAGCCCCUCAACCAUCAGUCUUGUUUACUAGAUGGGCUGUUCAGCUAAUUAAUGGCAGGAUGUUUAGGAUAGUGUGUAGGUGGACAAGAAUGCAGAUCACACAAUUUUGAAAUUUUAAUUUGAGUAGAUUUACUGCCCUCAGUUCACAUAUCUUAAAAGCAGUGGUUGCCCCCGUCCAGUCUUUUGUCAGUGUUUUAUUUGAUACAUUUUAUAAUCCAGGUUUGGAAUAAGGAAACAAAAUUAAAAGGACAGUGAGUUUUCGCCUUCCCUUAUACCAUCACCUUUACUUUCCAACAUUUGUUGACUACAUGUAUUUUAUUGACAGCUAUCCACUUUAUAAACUUACAGUAAUCAAAGAUUUAACAGACCUGAUAAAUCACCUGUUCCCACCUCCUUUCCCCUUCACUCCACUUACAGUAUGUGUCAUUUUCAAUGCCUUCUUCCCAACUUCCUGCCAUCUGCCUUUCAUGUGUGUUUUUCCUCACACAGAACCUCUUCCUCCAUCUUCAUUCCCCUCCUUUUCCUGUUCCUCCAAUCCCCAGACCCACCACUCCUGCACAUGCCAUACACAUUUAGAAGCCAAGUAUUCAGAAUUAGUAGAAGGGGAGCAGAGUGAUUUCUUGCUUCCUCCCUUCAAAGCACUACCACACCUAGACUGGAAAUGUGGGCUGGGUAAUUUCUUGCUGUUAGCAGCCGAGCUACCCUUCUGGCAGCUAUACUUUCUCCAGUAAAUGAGGAACCGUAACUCUUCGGAACAAACCAA
Molecule: messenger RNA, 1938 nt
Organism: Macaca mulatta (Rhesus monkey)
Lineage: Eukaryota; Metazoa; Chordata; Mammalia; Primates; Cercopithecidae
Gene: SUPT3H
Product: SPT3 homolog, SAGA and STAGA complex component
Biological process (GO): transcription by RNA polymerase II
Molecular function (GO): transcription coactivator activity; protein heterodimerization activity
Source: RefSeq, marked provisional